This is a messenger RNA of Oncorhynchus keta (chum salmon), 2559 nucleotides long. It is a transcript of the gene naaladl1, whose product is annotated as N-acetylated alpha-linked acidic dipeptidase like 1. The coding region runs from base 260 to 2488 and encodes 742 amino acids. The transcript has 19 exons. Lineage: Eukaryota; Metazoa; Chordata; Actinopteri; Salmoniformes; Salmonidae. Gene Ontology annotation, molecular function: carboxypeptidase activity. The record is from RefSeq and is a predicted model, not a curated record.
GAUCCUGCUGAACAUCCUAUUUGCAUUGUCUUUCACACCAUUGUCUUUCUUUUGUCUCUGGAAUAGACUUCAUCUGUGUUUAGGUGAAACUUCUGUAUGUCAACGACCGUUACUCAGAGACUUGGUUCUAGAGUGUUAGAGACCUGGUUCUAGAGUGUUAGAGACCUGGUUCUAGGGUGUUAGAGACCUGGUUCUAGAGUGUUAGAGACCUGGUUCUACUGUUCUAGAGUAGAUCUCCAGGAAGAGGACCAGGAGGACCAUGCUGAAGAAGGUGCUGCUGGGUAGUCUGGGAGCAGCUCUGGUGCUGACUGCAGGCAUCCUGUUGGGGCACUUCGGUAUCCAGAGGGGCUCCACCGCCCCUGACUGGGUAAUGGACGUGACACAGGACGUAGACGAGGCUCUCAUCCAGAAGUUUAUCGCAGAGGUGGACAACAUUGCAAUACAGGAGAACCUCAGGGAGCUGACUAAAGUGCCCCACAUGGCGACCUCGCCAGGGGACGAGCAGACGGUUCAGUACAUGUUAAAGAGGUGGCAGGACCCAGACACAGGUCUGGACCAGGCCUGGAGGGAGGAGUACAAGGUCUACCUGUCCUUCCCAGACCCCAACACCCCCAACAAGGUCACCGUGGUGAGCCCUUCUGAUGCUGUCCUGUACACUGCCAGAGAGAAGGAGAAGGCAUAUAGUUCAGACCAGGAGGAUCCUGAGGUGGUACAGCCCUAUGCAGCCUACGCCCCCGCCGGACACCCAAAGGGGAGACUGGUCUACGCCAAUCAAGGGAAGCCCAGUGACUACUUCCUGCUCAACCAGACCCUGAACCUGACAGGGACCGUCGCUAUCACCAGAUAUGGAGGAGAGGGGAGAGCAGGGAAAGCCAUCAAUGCAGCUCCGUACGGUGUGAUCGGGGUGCUGGUCUACACCGACCCGUGGGACAUCAACGAUGGCAAGAUGUCCGACAACAACGAGACGUACCCCUAUUCCUGGUACAUGCCCCCCUCAGGGGUGGAGAGGGGCUCCUUCAACACCCACUAUGGAGACAUGCUGACACCCUACCUGGCCGCUAAAGAUGACACAUACAGAAUACCAGAAAAGAAUAUCACCGGGAUCCCGCCAAUCCCAACUCAACCAAUCGGGUUUGAGGAUGCCUACGCCUUGAUCUGUGAGCUGGGAGGAGAGCCCGCCCCAUCCGAAUGGCAGGGAGCAUUCAACUGCACGUAUAAUUUGGGGGGACCAGGAUUCAAACCAACAUCCAACUUCAACAACAGCGAUGUAAAACUGGACAUCUAUAACCGUGAGGAGCUGAAGAAUUCUGCCAAUGUGAUGGGGGUGAUUCGCGGCAGUGUUGAGCCAGACAGGUAUGUGAUCUACGGUAACCACAGAGACAGCUGGGUCCACGGGGCCAUCGACCCCAGCAGUGGAACCUCCGUGAUGCUGGAGGUGACCCGGGUGCUGGGACGAAUGGUCAAGCAGGGGAAAUGGAGGCCACGGAGGUCCAUCAUCUUUGGGAGCUGGGGAGCCGAGGAGUUCGGUCUGAUUGGAUCCACAGAGUACACUGAGGAGUAUUACAGCAAGCUGAGUGAACGUUCUGUCGCCUAUAUCAACGUGGACAUAGCUGUAUUCGCUAACGCUACUCUAAGGGCAUCGUCGUCCCCCUCUGCUCAGAGUGUUAUCCUCAAGGCCUCCAAACAGGUGAAGACACCUGGAUCAGACUCGACAUCCGUCUACGACAACUGGAUUCGCUACUUCAACCGCACUAGCCCCGCCUACGGAGUCAUCCCCAAUGUGGGUUUUCUGACUGGGGCAGGAAGUGAUUACGCUGCCUUCAUCCACUUCCUAGGUAUCACCUCCAUGGAUAUCUCCUACACCUACGACAGAACUAAAACCAGAGCCAGAAUCUACCCAGCGUAUCACACGGCAUACGACACCUUCGACUAUGCCUCCAAGUUCAUCGACCCAGGGUUCACCAGUCACCAGACGGUUGCCAGGACGGCAGGGAACGUCCUGAUGCGAUUGGCUGAUAGUCUUCUAUUGCCGUUCAACUGCAGUGACUAUGCAGAGACUCUGGAAGGAUACCUCAGUAAGGCUAUGGAGCUGUACACUGAUGGACUGGCAGCACAUAUGAUCUCUAUAGAACCAUUACAGACUGCUGUGAGGAAUUUCCGUUCUGCAGCCGCCAGAUUGGACCAGCUGAUCAGAGAUUCAGACUUGGCCAACGAGACGCCCCUGAAGGUGCGUAGGAUCAAUGACCAACUGAUGCUCCUGGAUAGGGCUUUCCUGGACCCUGUGGCGUUCCCUGAUCGAUAUGGAUACAGACAUGUGAUCUGGGCCUCAAGUAAGGCUGGACAGGCUACCUUCCCAGGACUGGCUGAUGCGUAUACCAGAGCUGCGUCGACUGGACUGGACAGCGACUGGAAAGAAGCACACCGUCAGCUGUCCAUCCUGAUCCAGGCCAUACAGGGAGCCGCUCACACACUGGGAGACGCCAUUUAGCGAGACCAUAGAGAUACUGAUAUAUGUUAUGAUAUUCAGUUUACAUAUAUAAUAAUAAAGUUUUAAUUAUA